Messenger RNA from Trichoderma citrinoviride, 855 nucleotides. RefSeq lists its product as hypothetical. Lineage: Eukaryota; Fungi; Ascomycota; Sordariomycetes; Hypocreales; Hypocreaceae. The record is from RefSeq and is a predicted model, not a curated record. The annotation marks the transcript as partial. The transcript has a single exon. Gene Ontology annotation, biological process: signal transduction.
CUCAUCAUCAGCAUCAACCUGGCGGGUGAGCUGACGUACCUGCAAGAGGGCAAGGACCUGCGGCGGAUGAACGAGGACUUUAAGCGUCUGAGAGAGGACAUGCUGCCGGCGCUGCGGCUGGUCAAGGAUGUUCAGCACCCGCUGCCAAACGUCUCCGGACCCAGCCAACCAUACGCAUACGAGGCCACGCUGUCUCCGCCCGCGCCGACACCGCCAGGGGCCCAGCCCGGCGAUCGAGGAGUCAAGCGGCAGUACUCACAGCGGCGGAUCCUGAUUGGAGCGACGCCCAAGAGUAGCUCGCCGACGCAAGCGACACACGACCAACGCAUCAUGUCAGAACAGACGCUCGACCCGUCCAGCGCGGCGGAGAGAGCUGUCAUGUCGUCGUCGCACCUGGCUGCGAUGAACGGAGGCAACCAACACGCCUCACAAUCAGGAUACCCUUCGCCAAUCAUACCAUCACCGACCUCCCCUCAGAACCACAUGAGCGCAGCGACCCUCGGCUCUCGAACGUACAACUCGACGGCCCCCUCCGUACGGACGACGUUUAUCGAAGGCGACCUCGGCUACGGCUCGCGAGACAAGGCUGGGACCGGAGGGUCAAUUCGACGCCGCGAGACGCCCGUGCCCGAGACGCCUAGUUCCAAGGACUCUGUAGAAAUCUUCAAGUCCUUCCGGGUGAGCAUGGACGAUCCGUGCUACAAGGUGCUUCCGGCUGCGCUUAAGAAGUAUCAGAUCAACGCACCUUGGGACCAGUACGCGCUGUACAUUGUCUACGGCGACCAGGAGCGCUGCCUCGGCAUGGACGAGAAGCCCCUGAUUCUGUUUAAGCAGCUGGAUAAGGAAGGCAAGAAG